Molecule: messenger RNA, 2202 nt
Organism: Podarcis muralis (Common wall lizard)
Lineage: Eukaryota; Metazoa; Chordata; Lepidosauria; Squamata; Lacertidae
Source: RefSeq, a predicted model, not a curated record
GGACUGUAAUACAAUACAAUAUUUAUGUAUAUAAGUAAUGCUGUUAUUCCGACGAGUAUAUAAUUAUUAACAAGUCAUUAUAAUUUUACAAGUGCGUUCCAAGUGUCAUUAUAUUUAUCCAUACACUUUUAUAUCUCCCCCCGGGCCUUUGUUCUGAAAUGUAGGGAGAUGCCCGGGCAGUGGGACAUCUCUGCAGCAUGCUGAGGAGACGUAACCUUCUCACUACACUUCUGAUUGCUUUGCCAUGGGGUCUUCUUCUUACAUUGUGGCAUCAGUACCCAACUACCCGCUACCUCAGCAUUCUGAGAAAGGAAACAGAUGAAAACGUGAAGGCCAAAUCUCUCUUCAAUAAUAGCACACCACUCACGAGGGAGGAUGGACUCUCAUCAUGUGCUCGGCAGCCGGCUGUUGGGGCAGCUCCAAAAGCAAUCCGGAGCUAUGUGUACUCCAGGCCUCCCCCAUGGUCAGAGGCUCUGCCUUCCAUCUUUGUGAUCACCCCUACCUACAGCCGGCCAGUGCAGAAGGCUGAGCUGACCCGUCUGGCCAAUACUUUCCUCCACGUGCAGAACCUCCACUGGGUGGUGGUGGAAGACGCUCCCAGAAGGACCAACCUAGUAUCCAAUCUGCUGGAGAAGACAGGGAUCAAUUUUACGCACCUGAACGUUGAGACGCCUAAGUCUGAAGACCCUUUCUGGUUCCCAUCUCAAAAAGCAAGGGGCACGUUGCAGAGGAAUCUUGGACUGCAUUGGCUGAGGGAGAAUUUCAACACCACACCACCACCAGAGGGUGUGGUCUACUUUGCUGAUGAUGACAACACCUAUAGCCUAGAGAUCUUUGAAGAGAUGCGCUACACAAAGAAGGUGUCCGUCUGGCCAGUCGCCUUUGCUGGGGGCCUCAGGUACGAGUCCCUAAAGCUGAGCCCGGCAGGCAAAGUGGUGGGCUGGAAGGUGGCGUAUGACCCUAAGCGGCCCUUUGCCAUUGACAUGGCUGGCUUUGCCAUCAGUCUCAGGCUGAUCCUGGAGAAGCCUCAGGCCACUUUCAAGCUGGACAGAGUGAAACCAGGUUACCAAGAAACUAGUAUUCUGCAGGAUCUUGUUACGAUGGAUGAACUGGAGCCCAGAGCUGCCAACUGCACAAAGGUCUUGGUCUGGCACACGAGGACGGAAAAGCCAGGACUGGGUAAUGAAGGCAAAUACGGAUUCACAGAUCCAAGGAUGGAGGUGUAAUCGGGAAAUCAAUAAGAAGACAAAAAGAGACAAUGCAAUGCAUCUUAAGUUAUUAAAUGGUAUGAUGUAUUUUUGUUGUUGCUGAUUCUCUCAUCUAGUUCAAGACUGAUUCAAAGAGAAAUUAUAUUUCAAGAAUAUAUGUGGGGGAGGAAUGCUGAUACCUCCUUCAGAUAUCCACAAUCCUUUGCACAAACUUAAUUUCAAGCUCUGUUGAAGAUUGUAUUUAGCUGCGUUUAAGGAAAAAAUGCACUGGUUUAAUUUCUGAGGCAGAUGCGUGAAAAUGAGAAAGACGGACCUUUGGCUGUGAAGAUAGCUUCAUGCAUGGUGCUUAGAUAGUCAGUCUAACAUUGUCAUUUCCCUCACCCACCCUGCUCCGCAGCUAAGCUCAGAUGAUACUCAGAAUAGCUACCGUACCCUUGGCAUGCUUCAAUGGAGACUGUUGUAGCUUUUAAAAAGCUAUCAAGUCAACUUUUAGUUCAAGAAGACCCAUAAAUAAAUAAAUCUGCAUUUAAAAAGGAAACCUGUGACCUUGAUAAGAACUUCAGUUUGGAUUCAGAAAACUAUGCCUGUUUAAUUGGGAUUUGAAAGGAUGGGAAGAAUGAAAACAAUGCAGUCUAAAAGGGAACUUAACAGUGAAACCUAUGCACCUUUCCCCAGAAAUUUAAUAAGCAUGCAUAGGGUUGCAGCCUAUUUAAUAUAUAGUACCAUUUUAGAUCUGGAGGGACGUGCUUUAAAUAGAGGAUGGACUAUUGUCUUAACUCCACAACAACUUAAUACAAACAAUAGUAUAUCUGCUUCAUUUUAUUAGCAUCAUCACUUUUAGGGACUCUGGAGCCACACCCUUUUAAUCAAAGUCAGCUUUUAUUCCAGCACUACUGUCUAGCCUUUCAAAGCCCUAUUCGGACAUUCAAAAGAAUGUUUGUUGUUUAGUCGUUUAGUUGUGUCCGACUCUUCGUGACCCCAUGGACCAGAGCAC